GAAGUAAUGACAGCUAAGGUUCAGUGAUAUGGUGAAUGUGACAAGUGUAGUUAUAUGUGUGUAUGUAUAUAGGUAUAUGUGUUUGUGUAUAUGUUUAUACACGCAUGCACACACACACCAGUCAUGCAUUGCUUAACGUCCAUGAUACGUUCUGUGAAAUAGGACCUUAUGUGGUUAUGUCAUUUGGAUGUUGUGCAAACACGUUAUAUUCAAGCAUUCCUCUGCUUAUGAACGUCUGACUUACAUACAACCUGUAAUUAUAAACCAACUCCCAUAAAACCUAUUAUAUUAAAAUUUUGAGGUACAUGCAGUUGUUCCUAGUACCAAACCGGUGCUACUUUGCAGAGCACGUCAAAACAGCAUUAUUAUUACUACUGUAUUAUUAUGAUACAGAUGUUUUAGUGUGUGUCUAUAAAAAGCAGAUGUGUUGCCAUCAAGUUGAUUCUGACUCAUAGUGAUCCUGAAGGACAGAGUAGAACUGCUCCAUAAGGAUUCCAGGGAGUAGUUGGUGGACUCAAACUGCCAGUCUUGUGGUUAGCAACCAAGGUCUAAACCAGUGGGCCACCAGGCCUCCUUUAGACUGUCGGGGUUUCUGAGCUCUAUUAUUACUUUGUGGGAGUACAGACAUAUAAGCCCUUGGACAUUGCCUGAAUGCACAUUGUGCAACACUUGACUGUAUAUAUAUCUCAAAUCCCUUGCCAAGUCUGUUCCAACUCGACAGUGCCAUUGGUUAGAUUCGAACCACCGACCUUAAGUUCUAGGCAAGUGCUAACCUUUUGUGCCAUCCAGGUAACAUAUAUGUAUAUAAAACUAGCUCUAAUAUUGCAUGUUAUGGAGAACUUUCUCCGUACAGUAUUUUCAUAACUGUGAGUCAGAUAAUUGAAUAUUUGCAACAUAUGUCACUUAUAUAGAAUUCUUAGAAUGACCCCUAUUUUACGAACUCAGCGAAAUAAACAUAGCAUCUCUGCUAGAUUAUUUAAUCUGUGAAACAUGAGACAAUUUAGGGCAAAAGAAACGUGUUUACAGUAACGAAAUGGUAACAAAUUUAUAUCCAACAGCAUGCUGCCUAUUUUUAAUAGAAGGCAUAUGGUAGAGAACCUCUGUGAAAGUAAUGAAGACAGUCAGGGUGGACAGACCUUCAGCUGGAUUCGCAAUCUUCCUGUGCUCAAAGGAACUCGUAUGGAAGCAUAUCCUUCUGGAUGCCUUGAGUGUGGAAAAUCCUUGAGGAAUCAUUCAUCGCUUAAGCAUCAUAUCAGGUCUCACUGUGGAUGCAGUGCCUCUCGGUGUAAGGAAUAUGGAGAAGCCUGCAGUUGUCCUGCCUACCUCAGCACUCCAGUGAGAGCUCUUACUGGAGAGAAACCCUAUGAAUGUAAGGAAUGUGGCAAAACCUUUUGUUAUUCCUCAAACCUCACUGAACAUAUAAGAAGUCACAGUGGAGAGAGGCCUUAUGAAUAUAAGGAAUGUGGGAAAGCCUUUAGUUGCUUAUCAAACCUCACUACACACAUGAGAACUCACAGUGGAGAGAGGCCUUAUGAAUGUAAAGAAUGUGGCAGAGCCUUUCAGCAGUUCUCACACCUCAUUUCACAUAUGAAAACUCACAGUGGAGAGAGGCCUUAUGUCUGUAAGGAAUGUGGCAAAGCCUUUAGACAUCCCUCAGUCCUCACUGCACAUACAAGAACUCACAGUGGAGAGAAGCCUUAUGAAUGUAAGGAAUGUGGCAAAGCUUUUAACUGGGUAUCUUCCCUAGCUGCACAUGUAAGAAUUCACACUGGAGAGAAGUCUUAUGAAUGUAAGGAAUGUGGCAAAGCCUUUGCUUGGUCAUCAAACCUCACUGCACAUAGGAGAAUUCACACUGGCGAGAGGCCUUUUGCAUGUAAGGAAUGUAGCAAAGCCUUUAGUCAUCUUUCAAGCCUCACUGCACAUAUGAGAACUCACAGUAGGGAGAUGCCUUAUGAAUGUAAAUAA
Molecule: messenger RNA, 1965 nt
Organism: Loxodonta africana (African savanna elephant)
Lineage: Eukaryota; Metazoa; Chordata; Mammalia; Proboscidea; Elephantidae
Product: zinc finger protein 37 homolog
Exons: 2
Coding region: 1060-1965 (301 amino acids)
Biological process (GO): regulation of transcription by RNA polymerase II
Cellular component (GO): nucleus
Molecular function (GO): DNA-binding transcription factor activity, RNA polymerase II-specific
Source: RefSeq, a predicted model, not a curated record